AAUACAACUUGUCAAUGUCAUUCGUUUGUCAAUCCCGGGAUUACCUAAAAUUGCUGAAAAUGCACAAAACAGCUUUUGAAAUGAGCUGAAAUCUAAUUAAAUACGUAAAUGUAGCAGUAAAAAUUAAUUGUGAUAUACAGUAAUUUACGUAACGAAGAUGGAUUUUUUGCCGGAGAUAAUCGGAGAAACAGUAAUAUUGGGGUUAGAUACACUAAUUCUGGGCUUUUGUAUGCGACAAUUGAGCAAAUGUAAACACAUUUUGAACGGUCUACAGACAGCUCCGGUGUUGGACAUUGAUUCAACGUUAAACAAAGAGAUCAACAAGUACCCCAACAAUGUGAUCCCGUAUGUGGUGAUACGUGGGCUGGUGAAGCCGCUUGGCACUCCCAUCACCAGCAACUACAAUCAUUCUGUCACUGGUGUAGUCCAGAGGUUGACAAUAAAGGAGCACGUGAUAGCGCGCACGUCCGCCGGGUUCUGGUCCGACCAGACGCGCACCAUCCACGAGGUGUGCAACUGCACGCCGUUCGUGCUCAACAGCGGCAAGUACAGCAUUGAAGUGGUCGACGCGUUGGCCGCUGAACUGCUUGACAUGGACGUAAUCUCGGACAAGUUCGAGCCGAUGUCCCCCGGCGUGAUCGACCACGUGUGGGGGUUCUUCUCGGGCGUGCGGCAGCGCGGGCUGCAGACGAUGGAGGAGAUGUUGCGCGACGGCUCCUACAUCACGGCCAUCGGAGAGCUCAGCAAGAGCAACUCCGGCGCGCUCAAGAUACAGCCGCCUAAGGACGGGCUGCCGUUGUACCUCACCACAGCUACUAAAUCAACGCUUCUGAAGCGACUGACGAGCUCUAGAGACUUUUUGAGAAUCCUGGUGGUGGUAUUCGGAGUGGUGGCGGCGGCGGCGUCGUGCCGCAUCGCGUACAAGUACCUGAAGCGACGGAAGCGGCGCGUGCUGGAAGAGUGCAUGCGCAAGCAGCUGGCGGUGGGCCGGCGCGAGCGCAGGGCCAUCGCGCGCGAUCACAACCUCACCGACCUGCAGCUCUGUGUCGUCUGCACAGAGAACCCUAAGGAGGUGAUCCUCCUCCCGUGCGGACACGUGUGCCUGUGCGAGGACUGUUCGGACAACAUCGCCGACACGUGUCCCAUCUGUCGCGAGCGGAUAGAGUCGCGCGCUCCCGCGUUCAUCACCUGAGCCGCUGCACCAGACAGAAGAGUCGGAACACGCAGGGAGAUUAUAAACCGAUUGUUGUGUGGAAUUUGUCAAUAGGCUGUAUAGGUCACGGCCUAAGUGCUGACGUAAUGAGGCCUUUUGAAAGUGGAAUGCGGGAUGUUAAGUGGUCUGUACUUGGGGAAGGUAUCACCGGUACUGAUUGUGAUUGAAGGGUGGCUUGGUCGUUUUGUUUUUGGAAUGUUGGCCGACUCAGUAGGUAGCACGGCAAUGUUUAUUUUUACUGCCAAACGGCAGUGUUGUGUUCCGGUGUGAAGGACAUUGUAGACAAUAAUUACAAGGCAUUAUGAGACUUACCAUCUUAUGUCUCAGAGUGAUGAGGACUCCCACGUCUAAUUCUGUGUAUGGUGUUGCUACUGUUUAUGGGCGGUCGUAUUGUUUACCAUUAGGUGAGCAGCAAGCUAGUCUCAGCAUUCAAUUGCAAUAAAAAGCACGUUUAAUCGAUGAGCUAUAAUUUAGGAAACGCCUGCCCAGCAGUGGCAAAAGGUGCAUAUAACCAUAUGGAGCCUUCGUAACUUAUGUCAAAACUAAUUAUCAUUAGAAAUUAGAACAAUUUACAUCCCGCAUUUAUGCAUAUUCAGUCUUACUUAUAAACUUAUUUUAGCGUUAAGAGGUGGUUAAGAAUUGCUGAAACAGCUGUCACAAACGUCACCGGUUUCCGUGUUUAAACCUUAUUAAGUAAGAGGCAAGAUGGCGGGUUUUGACUUACAGCUGACCGUGUAAAAUAGUGUUUUAACUGAGCAUAGCUUUGCGAUUUUUUUAUAAGUAAGACUGAUUAUUAGUACCUAUAAGGGUCGGAUUCCCUUACAUAAAAUAUCAUCUUUUGAUACUGCUGCCCAGGUUAUUCGCUAUCGACAGUCGGCUUAUAAUCUCUCUGAACACUAUAGGUACGAAGAGCGUUCACAUACAAUUGUGAUGGUUGUACGCAAUUCGCCUUAUACCAGCAAUGUGGUGCUUUAAAUUAUAUUUUUGUAUAAAUCUGCGCAUGACGUCACUGGUGUCAUUGGACAGAUGAGCGCACGGUGAAGAGCUACGGAAUGAAAGGUCAGGGGUUCGAGUCUCGCUCGAGACAGUAUAAUCCGGUAGUAUUUGUAUUGUAUUGAUUCAAGUUUAUUGUAGAACCAUGUUUGGUAUCCGUGAUGUAGUAUCUACUAUCUUGGUUCAGGAAUUGUGAUUUUAUUUCUUCAUAUGUAUUGUAAUAAUGUAUAAUAUACAGUAAAAGUUAUGAGCAAUGUACCAUGGUAUUUUAAAGAGCGUAAUUCAUAUUUAUGCACAGUUUUGAAGAUACAAGUGUUAAUGUAUCUCAAUUAUAUGAAUACAGUAUUUUUAUUUGCUAAAUGUGUACUGGAGUGAAAUGUAUUAAAAUGGUACUAAUGAUUGGUUUCCUAUACUAAUUUAUUUUUAAUUUAUACGAACUUUAAUGGUGUGUUUGACAAAUUGGUAAUUCAUAAAUCCCAGGCAAAUUACGAAAUUAAGUAAAAGGAUAGAUAGAUUUCGCAUAAAUAUUAUAGAGAGUAAAGCAAAACAUCAGAGACAUACUGCCUAUUUAAAUACGUAAAUUCAUGGGAAUUGUAAUAUUUAUAAAAUGGAAAAACUGGAUCAUGAGGCGAAAUUAUCUUUAAAUGAACUUGCCUGGGACAUGAUUUACGUGUCGUUGUUAAUAAUGAAAAUCCUGUGGACCUCUUGUCGCACUAGGGUAAUUGACUACUAAUCAAAAAUGUAUGAUAUACAAAAUAUAACGGAAAAAGAAUUUUCAAAAUCCACGCAAUAAUAGAGAAAUUUUUAGCUUUGAAAUUUGGCGAAAGGGGUAGUUGUCAAAUAACAGUAAUAGCAAACUGUGACGUCACCGAGUGGCACCGGCUAUCAUUAUGUGCGUAAGAAAGAGAUAGAGCGAUCACCCGACCCCGCCUCCUUUUUUCCACAUCACUAUAUUUUAAAUAUGAAUAACUGCUUUAUUAUUCAACAGUUCUUGAUGCCGAUUUCGCAGAUUAUUUUUUCGUAUUAUUUUAUGUUACUUAGAAAAUAAUGUACUAAAUCAAACAUAAGGAAGUACCUUAUCGACAAGAAGGAUAAGUCAAUGCCAUAUCGGUAGAAGAACAUCACUUUUAAUACGUAAAUGUUCAUUUAAGGCGCGGCGUUGACUUGAGCAGUUUCGAAUUGCAUUUAUUCUGCAUGAGCGGUGAUUCGGUUUAGUGUAAUGCAACGCGUUUCUAACCCCCGUAUUCAUAAAUGUUACUUAGUUGCGUACAGAACAAUGCUGUGAUAAAAAGUCUGUUUCUUAAUGCUCUUGGCACUAAAGCCUUCGAAGUUCGUAGGCACAGCAGAACGGAGCGCUGUGAUUGGUUAAUAUUGAGUUUAUUAUUCGGCUGCCUGAUAAACGAAGCCGAAGGAAACUAUGAAAUUGUCGACUCUACGCACUGUGAGUCCGCGUAGUAUUUGCGAAUACGGGUGAUAUUGAGGCAGUUUCAUAGUAAAUGAAAAGUAUAGUAUGCGUAUAAUGCGACUUCAAAUUACACUGCACGCGUAGUCGACGUUGGGCAUAAUGAUAAUGUGAAAUGUCUAUAUUGACGUCAUGUGCAACAGCGCAAGCUGUAGCCGAUACCAUAGUUAAGUAUAGAGUUGUUGCAUGGAUUAAAGAAAUUUAUAAACUGUA
This is a messenger RNA of Manduca sexta (tobacco hornworm), 3881 nucleotides long. It is a transcript of the gene Mul1, whose product is annotated as mitochondrial E3 ubiquitin protein ligase 1. Gene Ontology annotation, molecular function: ubiquitin-protein transferase activity. Lineage: Eukaryota; Metazoa; Arthropoda; Insecta; Lepidoptera; Sphingidae. The record is from RefSeq and is a predicted model, not a curated record. Bases 158 to 1192 code for a protein of 344 amino acids. The transcript is spliced from 6 exons. Gene Ontology annotation, biological process: protein ubiquitination; organelle organization.